This is a messenger RNA of Ahaetulla prasina, 2052 nucleotides long. RefSeq names its product CD200 molecule (gene CD200). The transcript has 4 exons. NCBI's taxonomy places the organism in Eukaryota, Metazoa, Chordata, Lepidosauria, Squamata, Colubridae. Gene Ontology annotation, molecular function: cell-cell adhesion mediator activity. The annotation marks the transcript as partial. The record is from RefSeq and is a predicted model, not a curated record.
UGUAAACUUAUUUUGUCAUUAAGAAUUCGUUUUUUAAAAGGUCUUCAGAAUUUAGUACCUUGGACUUUCUUUUCAGGUGACACAAAAGUGAUUCACAAGCCUGUUCAAACUGUCACAACUGGAAAAAAUGUGACUCUGUUCUGUCAGUUGGCCAAAAAUCAUGACAUUGUUCAGGUCACCUGGCAAAAAAACCAAACCAACAUAGCAACUUACAGCAAGGCUUAUGGAGCUAAAGUGUUGAGUAACCAGAGCAAUAUCCAUCUUUCCCAGAGUAAUUUGACUUUUUCUGCCAUCAUUUUCAAUGGGGUGACAUUCAAGGAUGAAGGCUGUUAUAGUUGCAUCUUCACUACAUUUCCCUUAGGACCUAUUUCAGGCAAGACAUGUCUUAAAGUCUAUGCUCUAACAGAACCUGAAAUAUAUGUAAGACAAGUUCCUAAUCCAGAUAAUAUGGAAGAAAUAAGAGAAAUAAACUGUUCAGUAACAGGAAGACCGGCUCCAGUAAUUACCUGGAAGAUGAAGAAACCUCUUCAGAUAAAGCCAAAAUCACUUAUGAUUCCACACUCAAAUAAGACAGUAACUGUUAUCAGCACAUUUACUCAAGUCUUGUCCAAGACAGCCUCAGAAAAUUCAGUAAUCUGUGUUAUUCAACAUCCAUCUUUAAACACUUCACAAGAAUUGACGGUAUCUGAAAUUGUAAACAAACAAGCCCCAAGCAAACAUCAAAGUAUUGUUAUUGCAGCUAUCUUUAUACUGGUUUCCCUAUUUCUCCUGGGGUUAUUUAUCUUUUUCAUAUACCGGCGAAAGAGACGAGCACUAGUAGAAAAACAGCAAGAUCUUCCAUGCUGGGUUGUUUGACUUUGUUCUGGAAGAACGUUAUGUAGAAAAAAUUGCUGCACAAAGAAAAAAGACCCUGUGGAAUCACUUGCUGAAAGAAAGUUUCUGGACACAUGAAACAUUUCUUUUCUUUUUUUAACGUCAAGUUUUUUAUUUAUAUAUAAAUGUUUUGAUACAUGAAACAUUUGUACAUAAAACGUUGAAAUCGUAAGAUGGAAAGGCAUGAAUACAUAGCUCUGAGACCUUGCUCUAUGCACAGAGAGGAACGGGCAGCCAGCAGGCUGGUUAGCACCUCAAGGCCCUCUCCUUGUCUUUUAAUUAAUUUUUAGCAUUGCUUGCCUCUUUUAAAUAUUAUAUACAGUUUUUAUGCUUUUAAUCUGCAGCUCUAUAACUGUCUGGUUCAGUUCUGCAACCCAACAAGAAAGAAACAGACUUCAGAGGAUAAUUAAAACUGCAGAAAAAACAAUUGCUACCAAUCUGCCUUCCAUUGAGGACUCGUAUACUGCACGAGUCAAAAAGAGGGCUGUGAAAAUAUUUACAAACCCGUCACAUCCUGGACAUACACUGUUUCAACUCCUACCCUCAAAAUGACCCUACAGAGCACUGCACAUCAGAAUAACUAGACACAAGAACAAUUUUUUCCCGAAUGACAUCACUCUGUUAAACAAAUAAUUCCCUCAAAUUGUCAAACUAUUCACUAAGGCUGCAUUACUAUUACUAUUAGUCUUCUCACCAUUCCUAUCACCCAUUUCCUCCCAUGACUGCAACUUUGUUGCUUGUAUCCUUACGAUUUAUAUCAAUAUUAUUUUCUGAUUGCUUAUUUGUACCCUAUGACUAUCAUUAAGUGUUGUACCUUAUGAUUCUUGACAAAUGUAUCUUGUCUUUUUAUGUACACUGAGAGGAUAUGCACCAAACACAAAUUCGUUGUGUGUCCAAUCACACUUGACCAAUAAAAGAACUCUAAUUCUAAUUCCAAUAUUAUAUUUAUAUACUGCCCAGACUCCUUCUGUGAGAGAGAUGGGCGAUUCCUUAAUAUGCUAAAUAAAUAAAUAAGAACAAUGAUAGUUUCCCUAUGAAUACUCCUUAUUCUAGAUUUUUUUUUAAAAAAAAUCAGGUAUUGCUUAUGUGUUUACAAUUAAUGUUUAUGAGUUGUAUUCUAUGUAAGGCAAAUUGAUAACCAGAAAUUAAGCUAAAUAAUAUAGUAACAUCCAAUAAAAA